GACUUCAAGUUUCACGCCAGAACAAUUCGAAUUUUCUACACUUUGAACACAUUGUCAGGAUGCAAAACAAUCAAGGAACGAUAGGUCUACCUUAUGAAAGUAUUUACGAUGAGAUUCUAGCCAAAGCGACAAGCUCACAGCACGGCUACACGGAUGAAGAAGUCAAUAACGUCUUGAAAGAGAUGCAGGAAAGAUACCACAAAAGAUAUCCCGGCGAAAGAUACGAUCUAUAUUUCCAUGAUAUCGCAUUCCCCAAUCAACCCUGGUUGGCCGAAAGUUGGGCGUGGAUACAUUUAUUCCCUGGAGAACCUCGACCUUGGCGCUUGUCAAACCACACAGAAGAAGAGUCAGGAUACUACGAGGCGCUAAAUAGACAUGCGGUGUGCUUAUAUCGAGCCACGAGCACAGCAACACAAGUUGCCCACCGUGUUGGAGAUUCCGCUUCUGUAUUAGCUCAGCAGUGGGAUACCGAGCCGGUUGUCAAAGAUGGAUCUGAAAUGGAUGCCGAACCGACACUGGGUGCAAAUGAUGAUAUUCCAAGAAAACGUUCCAUGCCAAAUAAUGAGGAAGCACGAAAAAAGGUCAAGACGAAGAAGGACAUGUAGAUUGUAGCGAGCGCGUUGAGUCUGAAGGCGAGGAGGAAUAUUGAUACGAUCAAUCGUUCGCAACUCUUGCAAGAAUUCUAGAGCA
Molecule: messenger RNA, 690 nt
Organism: Botrytis cinerea B05.10
Lineage: Eukaryota; Fungi; Ascomycota; Leotiomycetes; Helotiales; Sclerotiniaceae
Exons: 2
Coding region: 60-605 (181 amino acids)
Source: RefSeq, a predicted model, not a curated record